Histoplasma mississippiense is the source of this 1728-nucleotide messenger RNA. RefSeq lists its product with no specific name. NCBI's taxonomy places the organism in Eukaryota, Fungi, Ascomycota, Eurotiomycetes, Onygenales, Ajellomycetaceae. The transcript has a single exon. The record is from RefSeq and is a predicted model, not a curated record. Bases 1 to 1728 code for a protein of 575 amino acids.
AUGGACAGCGUUGAGAAACACCCAUCUUUCCUAGAUUUUGGAAGGAUUAAAGUCCCAAGGCAUAAGUGGACAGAUCAACAGCGAGUGGUGUUGUGUGUUCUUACACAAUUUUAUGCUCUUGAAAAGAAAGUUGAAGCCAAAAUCUUUAAUCACAUAUUUGAACCUGAAAUUGAGGAUUUCGAAAGUGGCCUCCCUGUUACCACCGUCAACGCACAAUGCCAUCAUAUGAUGAUCAAAAAUCAUCCCAUUUGGGUAUCUGUGAAUUUGACAUCUCUUUCUGAUGAUGAUGAAUACAAGGAAUGCCGUCGGAUCAUUGAGCUGGCCUCAACGGAGCUGGGCAUAUAUCUACGUCAACGAUCCUUCGAUGAUGGCCAGGUUAACCCAAAUUCUGAUGAAAACGCCAAUCCCCACGAGUCAUUUGAAGAACCUGAACCGGUUACUGAACCUGGACACUCCUUGGUAGCAAGGCUCCCUAGGACAAGCAUAAGGCUAGGGUACGGUGGAGCUAAGACACCACAAAUUUUAUAUCGCUUCUUUAACUCGCAAAGUAUUGGGAUUAAUACCCCCAAAUAUUUCGCUUGUGGACUGGCGAAUACUCUACACCACUCACUCUACAAUCAACAUGAUAUCGAAGCGAUGGCGAAAACACACCUGUCAAGAGUUGAAGUCAACUCCCCAUUUAUCUCAACAUUUUCAACUCUGCUUCCUUGUGUACACAGAAUGCUGACGAAAAGUCAGAAUUCAGGGGUCUCAACCGUUGAUGCCUCAAAGCUGGACCAAAAUGGGAUAUUUUCCGCGGGAUAUAUUCUGAGAAAAGACCCCUUGUCUUCUGAUAUUACACCUGGAUAUUCUGGAUGGUCAGAAUGGCUUAUUUGGAAAGAGAUUCCUGAAUCAUGCAUUGUCUGUACCAUAACUGAGUCGGAACUUCUUGCUAUUGCUGAGAUGCACCACGACAUUGGCUCUCUUCUCCAAAUUCAGGAUAUAAAGUCUUUUAAAUACAACCGCAAGCCACUCCAUCGAAAGCUCAGGAAUAGUUCUACAAAGUUCGAUAAAGCUGCUGGUGAGACUGCUGGUAAAUUCCUCAGAGGCAUCGGCCUGCCUGUUGAAUAUACUGAACAAGUUGCAAUGAAAAUUGCCUAUGGCUGGCGUUUCACCCGUACAGCUAAGUAUGAUAGCUGUGAUGACUUUCUUGAGGGCGUUCGUCUUGGAUAUGGGUCAGCACAAUUGGAUAACACACCCACCAUUGCAACACCACCAAUGAUGCCUGAAAAACCCACAAAGAAGCAAGAGGUUAUUGUAAUCAACGAGGACACUGAUGUCGAGGUUUACGACGACCACAGGCAAGAGGUGGUGGUCAUUGAGGAUGACGAGAAUGAAGUGGUAGAGGUGGUGAUAGUGGAGGAUAGUGAAGCAGAUGAAAUGGAUGUUGUGGUAGUGGAGAAGGGAAUGGCAAUAGCGGAAGCAAAAAAUCACGACAUCGGUCAUCAAAUAAUCGAUCAAGAAGAAAACGAUGAUGAUGACGACGACGACGAGGAGGAGGAGGACUCACUGGACCGUUUGCAGGAUGAGCUUCGCCACGCCAUUGAAUCGGAAAGCGAGGUUGCUCCAGCGAUCACAUUCGCGGAGCGAGUGGGGACGACUUAUCGGUGGGAAUUAAUGGAAAUUGACAUGGACGAUGAGACCGCGAUAUACACCUUUGAGUUGGACCGGGAGCGGAUAAUCGGAUGA